AUGGUCGUCGCUGGUGUGGACACAGAAACUAUCGAGAUUUUGGAGAAAGAACUAAACAAAACUGCAGCAGCAAAAGCCGCAGCGAUGACCAGCGGAUUUGCACCAGAAUAUGCAUUGCAAGGUCGACUAACAUUCAAGGUUGAUGUCUAUAGCUAUGGAGUACUUCUUUUGGAGAUCAUCUCUUAUAACAAUCUCACGCUUCCAACUGACAAACAGCUGCUGCUGCAGAAACUAAAGAGGGAUUCUUCCGAGAGCUUAGAAGCAGAGUUCUCGAGGGUGAUACAAGUGGCACUCGUGUGCAUGAAUGCUGAUGAAAAACUGAGGCCAGGUUUGAGCGACGUGCCCACUGAUAUCAUCGAUCGAUCGAUCGACCCAGCCUGCAUGUUUGAUAAGCCGAUGGAUCGAUUGAUCGACUUGUUUCCAAAUUUUUACUUUUCGUUGGAAUCGGUGAGGAGGGAGAAGAAGAAGACUCGGGCUCCGAUUCGUCCGUUUCAAAUGUUUUUUGUGCUUGACGACCCUAAUGCAGCCCAGAGAAAUGGAAUUUUGGCUCAGAAGCUCUUGCAGUAG
Molecule: messenger RNA, 567 nt
Organism: Selaginella moellendorffii
Lineage: Eukaryota; Viridiplantae; Streptophyta; Lycopodiopsida; Selaginellales; Selaginellaceae
Product: cold-responsive protein kinase 1-like
Exons: 4
Coding region: 1-567 (188 amino acids)
Biological process (GO): protein phosphorylation
Molecular function (GO): protein kinase activity
Source: RefSeq, a predicted model, not a curated record